UUUUUAAGCAAAAUCGGUUGAGUGGCGCGGUUUGUCUUGGAGUUGCGGUUUACUUGUUAGUCUGUGAUAAGUCGAUCAUCAAAGUCAAGGAACGAAAAUGUCGGCUGUAGAACUCAAUCCACGACCUGUGCGAGUUUCGCCAUUAAUCAAAUUUGGCCGAUGGAGCUUGCUGAUUACUGGUGUCAUGUAUGGUGCAUUCUAUCAAAGCAGAUUCAGUAAGAAGGAAGCAGCACUAAGAGAAAUCGAAGAACGAGAGAGACCAAUAAGAGAAGCCAAGAUUGCUGCAGAAAAGAAGCGAGCUGCAGAAGCUGAGGUGAAAGAGUUGGAAAAGUUGGCUCGUUGAAGUUCUUCAACACUCCAUAGUGUAUGUUAAAUCUAUUACAAAUAAUUUUGUUGUAAAAUAUGUAUCAGUAAUUUAAAUUUUCCAAUAAGUAUAUUGCAUCUAUGUAAACACUGUCAUACAACAGAAUAAAAAACAGUUUUAAAUUAUGAAAUAUUUAUUUUU
Molecule: messenger RNA, 505 nt
Organism: Phymastichus coffea
Lineage: Eukaryota; Metazoa; Arthropoda; Insecta; Hymenoptera; Eulophidae
Gene: ATPsynE
Product: ATP synthase subunit e, mitochondrial
Exons: 3
Coding region: 98-343 (81 amino acids)
Biological process (GO): proton motive force-driven ATP synthesis
Molecular function (GO): proton transmembrane transporter activity
Source: RefSeq, a predicted model, not a curated record